AUGGCUAAGGUCGACCCUGUGGAUGGGGAUUCCGCCGCCGUCCCCGCGUCUCCGAACCAAGGUCCUGUGGAGGCUCGCUCGUUGUCUUCCAUCACGACUAUCGCGUCCAAUCCCCCAGCUUAUCCUCGAAACCCCGCCCAGAAGAAACUGGACCCGCUCGUGUUGUACAUUGUAAGAGUCCCGGGAAGCAAAGAUGUCUUUCUUUCCCCUCUGAAACCUCCCACCAAAUCCAGCGUCUCUGCAGAAGCCAUUAAUGCUUCCCUCUACUAUCUUCAUGUCGCAACUCCGGAUGACGACAUCCUUCUCCAGGAAUGCGAACAGGAGCGCGAGGAGCAGGCCCGCCUACGGAGAGAAGGCCUGCUCCCGGAUCCGGACAUGCCCUUGCCCUCGAGCGAAUUCGCACGCUUAAAUAAUGUCCGGCGCAAACCCGUACCUGGAUUACCGACCAAAGCGAAUGCAGAUGUUCCUCCUCCUCCUCCUCCUCCUCCUCUUCCCACACGCCCUCCAACCCGAUCGCAAGAGCAACAAGAAGAGCAACAGCUGGAGAGUAGCAACCGCUCAUUCCAAAUUCCAGAUUCGAAGGUUCCUCCCGUUCUGCCUGCCCGUCCAACAUCUUCAGGCACUUUCUCUCCGGCGAGGGCGACAGCCCACUUCACAGGUGGGGAUCGCGAACUGUUUCUUGAUCCAAUCCCUACGCCGGGACAUCCACUUCCUUCCGUCCCACAAGAUGAAAAUGUGUUUGACAAACAUGCGGCGUCCAAGAAGCCCAACCGCUGGAGUGCCUCUGGAUAUAUUUCAGACCGGACUCCGCUGAGUGGGAGAGAGAAAUUCGAUGGUGUCUCUACUGGUCGCCAUAGUCUUGACACGUCUCGACCCCAAGUAUGGCCACGCUCGAUGCAUGAAAUUUCAUCUUAUGCUCGCACGCGCUCCCCGGCAAGAAGCCCCGGGCAAUCUCCUAGUCGACGCCCACAUGACAGCGCACGCCUACGCCAACCCAAGUUCCAUAUUACUGUAAUCCGUCGCGAUCCAGCUCAUGGCAGUCAGUGGAACGUCGCAACCUUAUCGACUCAUGCCGAUGGUACCGGCAUUGAUAUCGAGGUGUCAACCCCGGGCUACAGUCGAUUUGCUGCCAUGAGCGAACCUCUGAAUCUGGAGAGCCUCGGACUGGAUCUACCCUUCGAAGCUCGCAGCCUGUUAUCGCGACCGGGUCUUCAUCUAUCCCAAUCCAAUCCCUCAGCAUCAGCCGAUUCAUCGUCCCCUCCCAAGCCAUCCCCACCAAAGCGUUUCCGUCGAACACUCGUCGUAUCCCGACCCUACACUGCAGACGACUCGCGCAGCUCCCUAGAUCUAUCCGGCAACCGUGCCUCGAUGGACAGCAGCAUGUCAGGCAGUCCCGUCAAAGCAUACGGGCCGGGCUUCUCCAAACUCAAAAGCGGCUAUUACGCCUUCACCUCCCCCUGGAAUGGCAUCUGCACCUUCUCAACAAGUGUCAACGGCCGAAGCCUCAAAUGCAAACACCUGAUACCCACCCCGGGGCUCCCUCACUCCUCUACCUCCGUCUCUAACCACAACCACAACCACAACCACAACCACAACCACGACAAUCCCCCCAUCACCGUCGCCGAAAUCCGCUUCAACACCCCCUUCCAAGCCAACUACGUUCACCACCAAGGAUCCUCGCACAUGUCGCCCUUCGCUCUCAGCCAAACACCCACCCUCAAGGACUCCUCCUCAGACCCCUCCUCCUUCUCCUUCCCCACCUCCUCGAACUCCUCCCACAACCCUCUAUUCGCCCCCUCCACUCCCCCUUCAGCUUCUAGCUCCUCUAAACGCGCCGCCCUCGCCCACUUCCUCCACCAAACCACCCGACACUCCCGCAGACUCUCAAAUAGCAGCACAAGCAGCGGCGGUGGCGGCGGCAGUGACCCACCCCCACCCCGACCCCCACCACCAGGAGACCCCAAGUCAUACGGCUCCCCCGAACGACACGCGGCCCCUCUCCGCCGCCCCCAAAGCGACGACCGGCUCGAUCUCUCUCUCGCCCGUGAACCAGCAGGCGGCGGCAUGCGCGGUAAAAGCGCAAAGCUCGGCAAACUGAUCAUCGAGGACGAGGGGAUCAAGAUGCUGGAUUUGGUAGUUGCGGCUUGUAUGGGUGUUUGGUGGAGGGGGUAUUACUGUUAG
Aspergillus ochraceoroseus IBT 24754 is the source of this 2181-nucleotide messenger RNA. RefSeq lists its product as uncharacterized. The transcript is spliced from 2 exons. Lineage: Eukaryota; Fungi; Ascomycota; Eurotiomycetes; Eurotiales; Aspergillaceae. The coding region runs from base 1 to 2181 and encodes 726 amino acids. The record is from RefSeq and is a predicted model, not a curated record.